Molecule: messenger RNA, 645 nt
Organism: Blastocystis hominis
Lineage: Eukaryota; Bigyra; Opalinata; Blastocystidae
Exons: 2
Coding region: 1-645 (214 amino acids)
Source: RefSeq, a predicted model, not a curated record
AUGGAGGACUUAUUCAGCGCGCACGAGGGUUCGAAGGUCAUGCGUACCUUGUUGCUCAUGGGAACCGUUCUUGAGAUCAUGAAGUCUGCCUUCUCUGUGGGCCUGCGUGUGAGCGCUGGAAUCGUGGGAGGCCUGAUCUUCCACCCCAAUUCCAAGGCCAAGGGUUAUCCUCACGUGUCGAUGCUGUUUGCUGAGGCCAUCAUGAGCAGCUCGUUCACUUGGCUGACGUUCUUCCGUGACUUGAUUCUGGGUCUGGGCGUGUACAUGGCGACUAUCUAUGACAAGGAGCUCGAUAUUAUCGGUGGAAACUGGAGAUUGGUGGGUUAUGUGAGCUCUGUGAUGGGUGCUGUGACCUGUCUUCUGGAAUUGUUGAAGCUGCUGAACUACGACUUCUUCAACAACAAGUCGGACUUCACUUACUACGUGUUCCUGCUCUGCUACGCCGUCUGGCUGUUCCUGUUCGGACUGCACUGCAGAUCUCUGGUGUCUCCGGAGGAGGAGAGAGGAAUGCUGGAUGACGAUGCUUCGUCUGGAGCCGAUGUGAGCGACGACGAUAUGGACGCCGCGCCUGCUCGCCAGCCUGCCAUGCAGGAGGAGGAGGAAAGCGAGGAGGAGACGCCACCACAAGAAGGCUGUGUCUUCUGA